AUGCCCCGCAUAACGCAUUACGGUACCCUGGGCCGUGGACUGCAGGCUGUCGCUACGGAACCCGGACAAAUAGCAUAUCGGAAAAACGAAAUCAUAGGGCUGCUAUUUGGUGAGAUCGUGCCCGCAGGGACAUUCGACGAUGACCACACGCUGGACUUCGUGAGACCAGACCUCCAAGAAGAACCUAUCGUUUGCCAGCUUCGCUGCGCUGACGUGGGGAGCCUCUUCAGGCUGUUGAAUCACUCUUGCCGUCCGUGUGCUCAUCUCGUUCAGAUGAGGAUGAGUGGAAAGUUUGUCACCACUGUGCAGGCUAUUCGAGACAUUUUCGAUGGCGCUCAAAUUACCAUUUCGUAUGGGAAAAAUUGGAAAGGGGACAAUUGUCUUUGUGAAGUGUGUCGAUCCUGA
Molecule: messenger RNA, 405 nt
Organism: Colletotrichum abscissum
Lineage: Eukaryota; Fungi; Ascomycota; Sordariomycetes; Glomerellales; Glomerellaceae
Exons: 1
Coding region: 1-405 (134 amino acids)
Molecular function (GO): protein binding
Source: RefSeq, a predicted model, not a curated record